This is a messenger RNA of Cylindrotheca closterium, 12393 nucleotides long. Lineage: Eukaryota; Bacillariophyta; Bacillariophyceae; Bacillariales; Bacillariaceae. The record is from the annotation of a GenBank genome assembly.
AUGGACGAGACGAAACAAGACGAUGGUAGUAAUGCUAAGGAUGAUGACGAUGAUAUCUUGGAAGCAUUCGGAAUUUCUACAGCACCAAGCAAAGAUAGUCCUAGAGAGUACUAUACUGCUUCCGAAAAUGAAGAUGACGAUGAUUUUGCUGAAGAAGGAGAUGACGAUGCUGAUAUAUUGGAAGCCUUUGGAGUAACUGACCCACCAAAAGAAAGUCCAAGGGGGUAUCAUUCUGCCUCAGAGAAUAAAUACGAAAAUGAUGAUUCCGAUACAUUAGAGGCAUUUGGAGACAAUGGUCCACAGGAAGAAGAGAAUUCAAAAAAUCAAAAUACCGUACCAACAGAUGAUGAAGAUGAUGGUGAUAUACUAGAGGCAUUUGGAGUCGAGGAUUCACCAAAUCAGGAGAGUGCGAGUUCGUCAGAAGACGAAGAGGAUAAUGCUGAUAUACUAGAGGCAUUUGGAGUCGAGGGUUCGCCAAAUCAGGAGAGUGCCAGUUCAUCAGAAGACGAAGAGGAUAAUGCCGAUGUACUAGAGGCAUUUGGAGUCACGGGUUCACCAAAUCAGGAGAGUGUGAGUCCAUCAGAAGACGAUGAAGACGAUGCUGAUAUUUUGGAAGCAUUUGGAGUCACGGGUUCACCAAACAGGGAAAGUCCAUCAGAAGACGAUGAAGACGAUGCUGAUAUUUUGGAAGCAUUUGGAGUCACGGGUUCACCAAACAGGUCAGAUGACGAUGAAGACGAUGCUGAUAUUUUGGAAACAUUUGGAGUCACGGGUUCACCAAAUCAGGAGAGUGCGAGUCCAUCAGAAGACGAUGAGGACGAUGCUGAUAUUUUGGAAGCAUUUGGAGUCACGGGUUCGUCAGAAGAUGAGAUCUCAAAAGAGCCCAGUAUUGAAGACGAUGCCGAUAAUGCCGAUAUUCUGGAGGCAUUCGAUUUCUCCAGUCCUCCAAGAGAGGUAUCUGGAGUACCCAACACCAUGUUGGACGGAAAAGACGACGAUGAAGGCGAUGGUGCUGAUGUUCUAGAAGCAUUCAGCCCAUCAAGUGAAGAAGUUGCUGAACAGUAUAUCAGGGUCGCGUCUCUGCCAGUGGAGCAACUGCAACAAAACGAGAAACAAAAAACCAUGUCGCAUUCACAACAUGCAGUAGGCUCUCAAGAGCGACGUGGCUCUUUCUUUCAACUAUUUGGUUCACCACGCCCACAACAAAGGAUAUCAGAGGCAAUGUUAGAGGAAGAAAAGAGAGUGAAAUUCCAAAUUGUCAAGGAUUUUGUAGGAGAAGACAAAGCAACACCUCCGACCAAGUGGGGAUCUCUGAUUAUUGAUGAGGCAUCGAAGGAAGCCGAGCGGGGAUUCAAGCUUCCAGAAAUACCUUUAUCCAAUGACGAAUCUCACUUGGAAGAUUCGUCGUCAUCUGCAGGAUCGCCACCAUCAUCACCACGAAAGGAAAAGGCUAUAUCAGGUAACUCACCUGAUGACACUCCGCUCCAAGGGGCUGAAGAACAAGAGAGCGAUGUUGAUACAAGUCAUCAUUCUUCAGUAUUUGGUAGCCUGCGAAAUAUGUUUCAAGGGGACCUUGAAAUAGCUGGAGCUGACAGCGUUGAUGAAAGUGAACAUCCGAGGACCAAUCAAAAGCAUAAAUUGGGUGAAGAAUCGAGCAAUCCACGGCCUACUAGUGAUGUCGUUGACAAGAUAACGGAAGAUGUGGGAAGUAUUGAUGAGGAUACCAAAUCAUUCAAGGAAGAUCAAAAACAGGAUGAUGUCAUUGAUUCAAGUCGGAGGUCAUCUGCUUUUGGUAGUUUACGGAACCUGUUCCAAGGAGACCCUGCCACAAAUCAUACAUCAACUGAGCCCACCGAACAUGACGCCGAAGAUCAAGUCGAUGGGACGGCACCACAGGAUCCUGUAAGGGACAACAAUCUGGAAGAAGAUGAAAAACUUGACAAAACCAACUCGCGAGUCGACCAAGAACAAAACGAUGAUAAUGCCAUUGACAUGAGUAAACGAUCUUCUGUAUUUGGUAGUCUACGGGAUCUAUUCCAAGGAGAACUUGAACGCAAUCCCAAAGACGCAAAAGUCGCAAAUGGCUCCAACCAAAAUAACAUAGACCUGAUUGAGGAAAUAGAUGAUUCUCAGCCAGAUGGGCCCAUUGUCAAUCCUGAUCAAUUGGAAGCACAAUUCAUGACGCCUGAACCACAGAAGUCUCUGUUGGGCGUUCUUGGAUUGUCCUCGUCUACAAGAGAAUCGCUGCUACUGCCCAAGGCAGAGGAGGAGGAUGUAUUGGAAGAAACUUCCAUUGAGCGGGAGGAGAUAACUGACGAAAUCGCUUCACCUCAAGCACAAAAGUCAUUGCUAGGAUUUCCUGGAUUGUCCUUGCCACAAAGUGAAUCGAAAGCGCUACCAGAAUUAGAAGACGAGGCAACACCAGAAAAGAAGGAUGUUCUCAAUGAAGAAUCAAAAAAAGAAAAGAAAUUUGUUGAACCAGAAGCUCCGACACAAACGCUUUUCGGCUUCCGCUUCCUGGGCCCCAAACCUGCGAAUGCAAAAGCAACAGAAGAAAUCCAGGGAACCAAAUCGGAAGAAUCAAAUAACAGUGCAGCCAUCCCAAAUAAUGAACAACAGCAAAAGUCGGCACCUUCUCCAGCGAAAGAAGUGGCGCCUAAACAAAAAGCCCCGCCUUUGUUCGGGUUCUUCCGACAAGGACAAAAGCAAGAAGAAGCCGAAUCAAUAAGAACAAAUCCACUAGAAUUGGAGAAACAAAAGCAGGAGGAGAGACUGAAACUACUCUUGGGAGAGGAGGCGCUCGAGGAGCAACAGCUUGCCCAGAAGAACUUGAUCCAAGCCGCAAAGGUUCAAGAGUCCGAACAGCCUAUUUCGGACCAAGCUGCGGACAAGACGAAUGGAGGCAACAGUAAAACAGCCAUCAAGAGCGCGGGGUUUGAGUCUUUUUUCUCUCCAAAACCAAAAGCAAAAGGGAAGAAAAUGUCAUCAAAAACCGAUGCCUCAGACAAUAAAAAGGAUGUCGAACACACUGAAGCUUCGCAAGAAGUGGCUCCCUAUGUUCCUAUUGUAAUUGAAGAAGAUGCCUACACACCAAAAGAGCCAAGAGUUAGUGUCUUCGGUUCACUUUUCAGCCCUGGAAGAGAUGAAUCAUCACCACCCGAAAAGUCACUCAAUGCCAGCUCAAAAGAGGAGAUGAUGACAUUGGAGAAAAGCGAUGAAACUAAAGGCGAUGAAGUUAUUGAAGCCGACAGCGUCGAGGAUGCCAAAGAUACGCUCCAAGUUUCUAGUCGCAGCUUUGUUGAAUCGAAUGAGAAUAAACAAGGAGGACCAAGGGUUGGAGUCUUUGGUUCCAUUUUCAACUCGAACCGAAGUGAAGGAAUGUUGUCAGAGAAGGAUCAUGACGAGGAGAAAAGUGAAAGCGACACAGAAAAAUACAGUGUCGAGGUGGCAGCAGAAUCAGCCAAGUCGACUGGACCAGUAGUGGAACACAUGGGAACAAAGUCUGCUUUGGAACUUGAGAAGGAGCGACAGCAAAAGCUUCUUAUGGAUCUGUUGAAGCUUGACGAAAAUGCGAUGAAGGAUCAACAAGAUCAGCAGGCCGUGUUGGUUUCUCAGACUGUAUCUCAAAAGAAAGAAGGCAGAAGUACCCUUGGAAGUGAGUCAUUAGAAGCACCCAAAGAGCUGGUCGCCACUGUUGAUGAGAACGAUGUGACUGCUCCAAAGAACUCAAGAUUUGGAGGUUUUGGGUCGCUCUUUGUACCGGACGCUAGACAGGCAACGUCUUUGUCUUCUGGUGUCACUGAUGAACCCAAGGGUGGUGAAGUUAUUGAAGCCGACAGCGUCGAGGAUGCCAAAGAUACGCUCCAAGUUUCUAGUCGCAGCUUUGUUGAAUCGAAUGAGAAUAAACAAGGAGGACCAAGGGUUGGAGUCUUUGGUUCCAUUUUCAACUCGAACCGAAGUGAAGGAAUGUUGUCAGAGAAGGAUCAUGACGAGGAGAAAAGUGAAAGCGACACAGAAAAAUACAGUGUCGAGGUGGCAGCAGAAUCAGCCAAGUCGACUGGACCAGUAGUGGAACACAUGGGAACAAAGUCUGCUUUGGAACUUGAGAAGGAGCGACAGCAAAAGCUUCUUAUGGAUCUGUUGAAGCUUGACGAAAAUGCGAUGAAGGAUCAACAAGAUCAGCAGGCCGUGUUGGUUUCUCAGACUGUAUCUCAAAAGAAAGAAGGCAGAAGUACCCUUGGAAGUGAGUCAUUAGAAGCACCCAAAGAGCUGGUCGCCACUGUUGAUGAGAACGAUGUGACUGCUCCAAAGAACUCAAGAUUUGGAGGUUUUGGGUCGCUCUUUGUACCGGACGCUAGACAGGCAACGUCUUUGUCUUCUGGUGUCACUGAUGAACCCAAGGGUGGUGAAGUUAUUGAAGCCGACAGCGUCGAGGAUGCCAAAGAUACGCUCCAAGUUUCUAGUCGCAGCUUUGUUGAAUCGAAUGAGAAUAAACAAGGAGGACCAAGGGUUGGAGUCUUUGGUUCCAUUUUCAACUCGAACCGAAGUGAAGGAAUGUUGUCAGAGAAGGAUCAUGACGAGGAGAAAAGUGAAAGCGACACAGAAAAAUACAGUGUCGAGGUGGCAGCAGAAUCAGCCAAGUCGACUGGACCAGUAGUGGAACACAUGGGAACAAAGUCUGCUUUGGAACUUGAGAAGGAGCGACAGCAAAAGCUUCUUAUGGAUCUGUUGAAGCUUGACGAAAAUGCGAUGAAGGAUCAACAAGAUCAGCAGGCCGUGUUGGUUUCUCAGACUGUAUCUCAAAAGAAAGAAGGCAGAAGUACCCUUGGAAGUGAGUCAUUAGAAGCACCCAAAGAGCUGGUCGCCACUGUUGAUGAGAACGAUGUGACUGCUCCAAAGAACUCAAGAUUUGGAGGUUUUGGGUCGCUCUUUGUACCGGACGCUAGACAGGCAACGUCUUUGUCUUCUGGUGUCACUGAUGAACCCAAGGGUGGUGAAGUUAUUGAAGCCGACAGCGUCGAGGAUGCCAAAGAUACGCUCCAAGUUUCUAGUCGCAGCUUUGUUGAAUCGAAUGAGAAUAAACAAGGAGGACCAAGGGUUGGAGUCUUUGGUUCCAUUUUCAACUCGAACCGAAGUGAAGGAAUGUUGUCAGAGAAGGAUCAUGACGAGGAGAAAAGUGAAAGCGACACAGAAAAAUACAGUGUCGAGGUGGCAGCAGAAUCAGCCAAGUCGACUGGACCAGUAGUGGAACACAUGGGAACAAAGUCUGCUUUGGAACUUGAGAAGGAGCGACAGCAAAAGCUUCUUAUGGAUCUGUUGAAGCUUGACGAAAAUGCGAUGAAGGAUCAACAAGAUCAGCAGGCCGUGUUGGUUUCUCAGACUGUAUCUCAAAAGAAAGAAGGCAGAAGUACCCUUGGAAGUGAGUCAUUAGAAGCACCCAAAGAGCUGGUCGCCACUGUUGAUGAGAACGAUGUGACUGCUCCAAAGAACUCAAGAUUUGGAGGUUUUGGGUCGCUCUUUGUACCGGACGCUAGACAGGCAACGUCUUUGUCUUCUGGUGUCACUGAUGAACCCAAGGGUGGUGAAGUUAUUGAAGCCGACAGCGUCGAGGAUGCCAAAGAUACGCUCCAAGUUUCUAGUCGCAGCUUUGUUGAAUCGAAUGAGAAUAAACAAGGAGGACCAAGGGUUGGAGUCUUUGGUUCCAUUUUCAACUCGAACCGAAGUGAAGGAAUGUUGUCAGAGAAGGAUCAUGACGAGGAGAAAAGUGAAAGCGACACAGAAAAAUACAGUGUCGAGGUGGCAGCAGAAUCAGCCAAGUCGACUGGACCAGUAGUGGAACACAUGGGAACAAAGUCUGCUUUGGAACUUGAGAAGGAGCGACAGCAAAAGCUUCUUAUGGAUCUGUUGAAGCUUGACGAAAAUGCGAUGAAGGAUCAACAAGAUCAGCAGGCCGUGUUGGUUUCUCAGACUGUAUCUCAAAAGAAAGAAGGCAGAAGUACCCUUGGAAGUGAGUCAUUAGAAGCACCCAAAGAGCUGGUCGCCACUGUUGAUGAGAACGAUGUGACUGCUCCAAAGAACUCAAGAUUUGGAGGUUUUGGGUCGCUCUUUGUACCGGACGCUAGACAGGCAACGUCUUUGUCUUCUGGUGUCACUGAUGAACCCAAGGGUGGUGAAGUUAUUGAAGCCGACAGCGUCGAGGAUGCCAAAGAUACGCUCCAAGUUUCUAGUCGCAGCUUUGUUGAAUCGAAUGAGAAUAAACAAGGAGGACCAAGGGUUGGAGUCUUUGGUUCCAUUUUCAACUCGAACCGAAGUGAAGGAAUGUUGUCAGAGAAGGAUCAUGACGAGGAGAAAAGUGAAAGCGACACAGAAAAAUACAGUGUCGAGGUGGCAGCAGAAUCAGCCAAGUCGACUGGACCAGUAGUGGAACACAUGGGAACAAAGUCUGCUUUGGAACUUGAGAAGGAGCGACAGCAAAAGCUUCUUAUGGAUCUGUUGAAGCUUGACGAAAAUGCGAUGAAGGAUCAACAAGAUCAGCAGGCCGUGUUGGUUUCUCAGACUGUAUCUCAAAAGCAAAAGAAGGAAUUGAGUGAAAGGGCACAUGAUGAGCUGGUUGCAGCUGAAGAGAUACCCUCACCUUACCAGAGUGGAAAUCGCUUUGGUGAACAGAAACCACAACAACAAAAAAUAGCUGAUGAGGAAGAGUGGGAAUCCUCACUGGAACCACAAUCGAGUGAAGCUGCCGAGGAGGUAAUGCCGAUCUUCGAUUCAAAUCUACCUUACUCGGCUUCCAUCGAAACACAAUCAAGAAGAUCAAAUUCGCUUGCACUCGAAAAGGAAGAAAAGCAGCGGCUAAUGAUAGAACUCUUGGGGAUUGAUAAGGAUCAAAUUGGGAUGGCCGAGCAAGCGCAGGAAGAUCUCAUACUGCAGAGUUUACAUGGCGUAUCCCCAACUGCAAUGGAGCAAAUCGAUCCAAUUCUUGAUCCGACACCGCUGCAUGAAGACAAUGAUUUUGCGGAAGAAGAUGGUUUUGCGAUAUCACAGAUUGAAAGUGUCAAGCAAUAUGAACCAAUACUAGUUGUCCAAGAUGUCACCGCUCAAAAAGCAUAUUCUUCAGCUGUUCACGAUGACAUGGUUCAAGGAAAUUCUACAUCAGCUGUUCGAGAUGAGACUUUUGAAGGUGCCAAGGAUCAAGAAAGUGUGUCAUCAGAUAUUCGAGAUGAGUCUGUACCACAAAUGGCAGAGAAUAUGAGUAUUAGCAAUCGCGGUUUUGCAGGGUCAGCUAGUCCUGGACGCCUUUCUCUGAUUCAAACAGUCUCGUCACGCUUCCGACCUUCAGUCAGAUUCGAGAAUGACGGCAAUCGCCUUGAAAUCGAAAAACAGAGGCAACAGAGACUUCUUUUAGAACAACUGAAUCUGGAUGAAGGUGAUUUUCAAAAGAAGCAGCUUGAACAAGAGGAGUUGAUUCGCCAAUGCAUCUUGGGGCGCCAGCAAGAUCUCCAAGUAGACAAAGUUGCCAAUGGUGUCAAGGAGAAACCUGGGACGAAUGUUGCACAAGCAAUUGAAGCUUCUGAUAGCAUUGAUGGCUCUAAGGAUGAGCAAGAUUCUCAAGUUCUACUCUGGUGGCGUCAAAAAUUGCGUGACAAAAAUGAUAAGACCACCAAGAUGGUGGUGCCUUCGGAAGCCAGCGUGCAGAGCGAGCUGAUCAGUGAUCUAGGUUCAACCAUAGACUCUCAAGGAUCUGAUGAAGAUAUCAAAGUCCAUGACAACAACGAACCUGGGAUGGACUUUGGCUCCCCAAGUCAGCAACAGGACGGUGCAAUCAGCUCCAUGAUCAAGACCAAGGAGGCAACGACUUCUGUAGUAGACACAAAGGACGAUACACCAACAAAAAGCAAUAUGAGCCCGAUCGAAAGCCCUUGCGAGAAAGAGAUGCCAACAGACGUUGGUGAGAAAACAAAUGAUACUGUGGUGGAUAUUCAAAUUGACCAGGCAAGAAGCCACCAAAGCAUGCCAUCACAAAAUGCUGGCAAUGAGUCUCUGGUCAAAAAUUCUGAUGGAAUCGCUGCGAUGAACAACUCCUAUCCAAACAAAACCACAAAGCCAAUAUCCAGUACUGAUAGCAGUGCAUUAGCAUCUCAACCAUCCGUCAAGUCCAUUGAAUCACCAAAACCUGGUGAAGACAGCCCAGGUGAAAGAUCCAGGAGCAAUAGCAUAGGCUCUGUUGACCACCAGCACAUCACAAGACGCAAACUUUUUUGUACUGACAAGACUACAAGGGAAAAUUCCAUCUUGUUUGCUCAUUCUGCUGAGAACGAAGACCCUGCUAACAAUGAAAUGGAUGAUUUUGUUGCUAAAGAUCUAUCAGGGGCUCGUGAUUCUGUAAAAAUGGAUAGCAACAUCAUGGAUGACGGAGAUCUGCUGCCAAAAAGCAAGCCGCUAUUGCAAGUAGAACAGAUGGAAGUUGAGCAUGAGGAUUCCAAUAGUAUCAGAAAAGGCUUUGGAACGCCCACUGUCCUUUCUGUUGCCUUUUUAAGAUUGCCAGAACCUGAUGUUAAAGGAACCAAAGAAACAAACCUGAACAAAGAUGGACCGAGCCAAGUGGUAAAAAGCUGGGGUUCAAAAAGAGUCCAUAAAUUCUUUGGAACAUCAACUGUUCUCUCUGAUGCCUUUCUACGAUUGCCAGAACCUGAUUUGAAGCAAAUGGCAGAAGAAAACCUGAAAGCAAAUGGACCACUUCAAGUGACAGAAAGUGUGGAUAAAAAAAGAAUCCAAAAAUACUUUGGGACACCAACAAUCCUUCCAGGCGCCUUUCUGCAAUUGCAGGAGCACGGUACUCACCAAAGUGCCAGAAAAAUUCUGCACGGACAUGAUUCAAUUGCUGUGAAACCUUCUGUCACACAAGAUGAUCUUGUUCCAAAUGAUAGAUCACUUCCCAAAUUGGAAGAAAACAUAGAUAUUCUCAUCCAUGAAGAGGUAGAUAUUUCCCGCACAAAUCCAAAAACAAUCCAAAAAGGCUUUGGAACACCAACAAUUCUUCCUGGUGCUUUUCUGCAAUUACCAGAGAACAAUGCCCACCACCAGGAUGCUAAAGAUAAUCUGCUCGAACAAAAUUUACUCCCAGAUCAAUUUCUUGUCACAGAAGAUGAUCCUGUACCCGAUGAUCGAUCAGUUCCUGAAUGGGAAGAAAACAAUGAUCUUUUGAUCCAGAAAACGGUCGAUCUUGAUAUGGAUGUUGAAGCAGAAGUCGGAAAAGCAUCGCAUGAAAGUGAUUCUUCUGUCCAUGAUGUCGAGAUUACUGGACCUGACAAAGACCAUCCUGAAGCCAGAGUGAAAGGUAGUGACAACGGACCUAGUCGGCAUAGAAUUGAGACAACCGAACCCUUCAAAAGUGACCAGGCAGUGGAUUUGGUUGCAGCUGGUGACCAUACUGCCUCAGCAAAAGAUUCAAUUGAGGAAGACAUCCCAAGAGUAGGGCCACUGCUAGAAAUUGCAGAAAUUGCUGUUGCUGAAUCAGACGAGAACAAGAUCUGUGCAUUGGUCAAACAAAUUGAUACCGCACUCACUGCACAGGCUUCGAAAGAACAAGAAUCUUACAAGAGGGAGCAAAAGCACAGCAGUGACCAGGAGGGAAAGACAGUCAUUUCUGAAACGGAUGACAGCGCAGAUGCAACCAUCAAUAUCAGCAUGCUUGCGGACAAUGACACUUUGGAUAUCAGCGACAAUAUCAAUAUUCUUGAUACUGUCACUAGGGCAAGAGCUGGCACAGUAGAUGUGCCAAUUCAUUCGCUUGCUGAGGAUGCAACACUAAGUGAAGGCAGACGUUCCAAUUCAGAACAUUCGGACAGACUGCCUGUUGAUUUUGAAGCAGAGCAGCCGUGUAGGUUGUAUCAUGGACAAGGUAGCAACAAGAAGACCGCAACUACUGAUGUCAAGGUUGCCACUGAAGAUGUGCGUGCCAUUGAUAACACCAGAACCAAAGUGGAUAACAAGAUGGUGCAAAGUGAAUCUUCAAUAGACGGUAGCCACCGAUUGGAAGACCCUAGGGUUCUGGCUUUUGAUUCUGCAGCUACGCUGAUUAAGGAGCCAGUUAUGCUUUGUGUGAAUGAUGAGUCUGAAAAAGAGGUUACUCUGGGCAGACCUAGCAGCAAUAUGCUGGGCACUUUGCAGAUGUUUAGAGAUGAUCCAAUAAUACCAAGCAUCCAUGUUGACCAUGAAAACACCAAAGAAGCCAAGCUUGAUUUUGAUAUUGAAAAUCUGAAGAAGGCAGCAAUUGAGCAAAAUGAUCAUCUUCAGCCGAUUAUUAAAGACACAUCAAGCAGAAAGGUUGAGAGAGUUCCAGCUGUUGAGCUCCAGCUAGAGGACAAUAAUUUGAUAGUGACUGUUGACGGUGAUCGGGUGGAAGGUGCCUUUGACAUAUCAGAAAUUAGAGACCUUGAGAAACGCGAAAGACUUUUUGCAGAUAUGCAAAGCGCAUUACCAGGUGUUGCCAUUUCUAGUUCCCAAGGAAACCAGAUAUGCAUACGCUUGAAUUUGGCAGGUAGGAGGAUGGGCUUCAAAGUGGAAAAUAAUAAAGUAUCUUUGCUUGCGGACCCAUUUGCACUGCCAAUCCAAAAUGCUCCGUGGGACCAAAUUGAAGAUGAAAACAAAGGAAUUGUCCAGUCAGUGAUGAGUGCAAAUAAGGCAGAAGAUCAAAUGCCUGAAGCAGGCAAAAUUGAUUCCGACCAGAAAGAAAACUAUUCAUCUCAUCUCAAACCCCAUGGUGGUUCUCCAAAACCAUUGACAGUGAGAGAUGAUUUGGUGAAACAUGCUGAUGACAGUGUUCAGAAUUUCAGAGCCAAAAAUAUGACAAGCGGCUCUAAGCAAAAAGAAGAUCCACCCCAAGAACAACCUGUUCCUUUCGACGAAGGGGGAAGUUUCCAUAGCAAGCUGUCGAUUGCCCCAUUUGAUGAAAAGGGGAGUUUCAAUACUAAGCAGAUGCCUGUACCUUUCGAUGAGAGGGAGAGUUUCAAUUCGGACAGUGGGAAAACGGAAGAUACAAAACAAUCCAUCUCUUUGGACAAACCUCACAAACAAGCUAGACAAGAUUUGGAGCGAUUGGAUGAAUCAAUGGACAAUAUGCCCAUGGUGGUGGAUAUGGACAGAAUACCCAAUGCGACUAUCGCAAGAGAACAAUAUGCUGGCAUAAAAUCAGCAGCGUGGCAAUUGUUGAACGAUGAAAGCCAGACGAAACCUUGCUUUCUGCCUCUCUGGGAAGAAGCUUCCCAACGAACUGAAGAUGUACCACCAUUGCCUCAGGUCCCAAUUGCUUUGAGUUUAGACAAUGGCGGGCGAUCAAGCUCAAUCAGAGGAGACCUGGAUACGCCAAAGAAGACAGCGAAAAAUCAUGUUUCAAUGUCAGAAGAAACAGAUAGAACUACUGCCAGUACUGUGAAAGCGAAAGAUGCUGGCAAAGACUCCAAAAAUUUGAAUCCAGAGAACAACGGAAGCGAUUACCUUGCGCGGUACAUAGCAGCUCGAAGUAAAGCCACAGCAAGAGCAAGAAAUGAUCUCAAGACAACCUUGGACACUACAAAGACCCGCCGCAAACGAGACCCAUCGGAAAGAAUUAAUGCCAAGAAAGUUGUACCAGCAAAGAUUUGCACCGUAGAUAGACGGGUCUUCUCGUUGCCACAGAAUGUUGGUACAGCAGAACCUGAAGGCAUCCGAAUCAGCCCAAAAGGCAAAUCAGGAGCUGCAACUGGAGCUGUCAAUACAACCAAGAGCAGCCGGUUUACCUAUCCAAGUGGUGAGCUUGCCAUUGUUGAUUAUGAGCGUAACGCGAGGCGGGGACGAGGACGAGGGCUAGUGUCCAAUGCUGAUUCUGAAACGCGGAAGAAGCCGAAAGACCAUCAAAGUAGACAGCACUGUGACAGAAACGUUGAUACCUCUUCUUACUCCCGUGAUAGUUUUCGAGCACCUCAAAGUGCCAGAAGCCGACCGCACCCCUACAUAUGGAACAAAGGAGGAGAUGAGUGGCAACAGGAACAGUUGGGUUUGGGACUUGGAUUGGGGCGACCAGAGAUGUACCGUGCUCCCCCUGGAGCUUUCUUUUAUGAAGACAGUGCAAAGGACAAGUACUCUUCAUAUCCAAGUGACCUACCAAAUGCACAAUCGCGCUAUACUUCCCCUUAUUUGAACGAUCUUUCAAGACAGGCCUAUGGUCGGAGUGCACUGGGGGCAUAUGCGCCAAAUCAAACAACACUGCUUAGGAAGCAGAAACAUACAAGUUCAACAAACAGAGCUAAGGAAAUGGAUGCACCAAUCACUUCUUCGGAUCGGAGAUUUCAGAGAAAAAGGAUCAAGGCAAAGAUGAAACGUUUGAAGACUACAGUCUCCAAGAUGGAAGACAAAUAA